Messenger RNA from Haplochromis burtoni (Burton's mouthbrooder), 1212 nucleotides. RefSeq lists its product as uncharacterized. The transcript has a single exon. Lineage: Eukaryota; Metazoa; Chordata; Actinopteri; Cichliformes; Cichlidae. Bases 441 to 1163 code for a protein of 240 amino acids. The record is from RefSeq and is a predicted model, not a curated record.
CAUAUGUCAUCAUACACACAUCUGAUUACUGGGAGUUCUCUAACAGAGAGUAUUGUGUUUAGACUUCUUGCAUGUCCUUCAUUGGCCUUCCUGGUGUCUUCUUAUCUCUCAUCAUUAAGUUGUUGUCUUUGGUUCUGUGCUCUGCUGUUUAGUCACUUCCUGUUGUGCUUUGCUCUUUGUUUACUUCUUUUGUUUGUUGUUGUCUGUUCAGGAGUUUGUUCACGAUCUUUUAGAUUCACUUUAAUUAAAACUUCGUUGUGUUUACUUUGUCUGCUCGCUGCAUUUGGGUCAUUUUGGCAAAACUGUGGGAGGAACAUCCUGGAAUCAGCAAAGACUGAGACUGCGCUCACUGUAGGAAACCACAGGCUGCAGCGGAAGAGGAAAAGGGUUUGAGACCUCUGACACGUGGUUUGCUGUCACUCCUGCACCGAUCUGUGAACAUGAAGCUCUCGGCUGGUUUCUGGCUCCUGGCUGUGCUGCUCUUGGCUGCAUCCAGCUUCUCUCAGGAUCAGAUUGUAAAGAAGUACUUUGAGGAUGGCGACACGCUUCAGCUCAGCCCUCAGCCGGUUUCUGAAAAGAUCACCAGCAUCGUGUGGUAUUGUGAUGAAUACCUGCUGGCUGAGUGGGUGAAAGACUUGAUUGAGCUGAGAGAUCACAUCUCGUUUAAAGGCCGAACCACUCUGAACACUGACACGGGAGUGUUGGAGAUCAGGGACAUGACUGCGGCGGACACUGGAGUGUAUUCAGUGGAGAUCAACAACCAGGUCCAGAGUCGGGUUCAUCAGGCUGUGAGGAUUAAAGCAGCGCCUCGGCCUGUGGUGAGUGUGAUGCCGCUGUUGUGUAACUCAACCUCAGAGAGCUGCACACUGAGCUGUGACGGAGACGUCAGCGCUGCUGGGCCUGUCGAGUAUUCCUGGAAGAUCGGAGACGGAGAGUGGAAGCAGUCAGGAACGAACAUGGAGAUCAUCAAUAAUGAGGAAACGCAGCGUGUUACGAAUUUCAUCUGCAGGAUGAAGAACCCAGUGAGUGCGAGAGACAGCAAACCUCUCCCUAACCCACUCUUCCAAAUGCCUUCCUUUCCAUCUUCAUCAUCACCGAUGACGGUCAGUGACGAUACAGAGAAUGAACUGCUACCAAAGGCCCAGAUUACAAAUGGAGUUUAGGCGCUGUGACCUCUGGGGUCGCGGGGGUCUUUGUGGUGGUCGUCCACCU